UCCGCCGCACGCAUGCGUGCACGACGCUCUCCCCAUCCGCCGCCGGGCCGUGUUGCGCAUGCGUUGCCGGGUCUGGCAGCUCCCUGUCGUCGGUGUCGCGCGGCCGCUGGUCUGUGCGCGUGGUGCCGCCCCGUGGGGGGAUGUCAGGCCGCGCGCCGUGGCGGGAGGAGGAGGGGGAGGAAGAGGAGGAGAUCGCGAAGCUGCGCCACAAGGAGGAGCUGAGCCGGAGGAUUAAAGAGCAGAAGGUUGUAGUUGAUGAGCUUUCUAAUUUGAAGAAGAACCGGAAAGUUUAUAAGCAGCAACCCAAUAGCAAUAUAUUCUUCCUUGCAGACCGAACAGAAACGCUAUCUCAAUGCAAAAAUACAUUAGAUGAAUUAAAGAAGGCACAUCAGGAGAUGGAAAAUUCAGAAAAGACUAAAACGAAGAAAUAGUCCAUCUGAAUUCAGAAUCGCAAUGUGUGGUAUUUGUUGCGUUGUUACCUUGUGUGGCCAGCA
Molecule: messenger RNA, 494 nt
Organism: Phalacrocorax carbo (great cormorant)
Lineage: Eukaryota; Metazoa; Chordata; Aves; Suliformes; Phalacrocoracidae
Source: RefSeq, a predicted model, not a curated record